AUGAAGAGGAAGGCCUCGCCGGCGCUUGUGGUCCUGGCGCUCCUCCUCUCGUCGGCGGUUGCGGCGGUCUCCGGCCAGCAGGCGCCGCAGCCGGGGAAGCAGACGGCGGCGAACAACCCGCGGCUGCAGCGUGCGUACGUGGCGCUGCAGGCGCUGAAGCGCGCCAUCACCGACGACCCCAAGAACCUGACGCGCGGGUGGUGCGGCCCCGACGUGUGCGCCUACUUCGGCGUGUUCUGCGCGGCGGCGCCCGACGACCCGCACGCGCUCACCGUCGCCGGCCUCGACCUCAACCACGGCGACCUGGCGGGCACGUUCCCCGAGGAGCUCGGCAUGCUCUCCGACCUCGCGCUGCUCCACCUCAACUCCAACCGCUUCGCCGGCGGCCUGCCGGAGUCGCUCCCCAAGCUGCACCUCCUCCACGAGCUCGACGUCAGCAACAACCGCCUGUCCGGCGGGUUCCCGCAGCACAUCCUCUGCCUUCCCAACGUCAAGUACGUCGACCUCCGGUUCAACAACCUCUGCGGGCCCGUGCCGCCGGCCAUCUUCGACAAGCCCCUCGACGCGCUGUUCCUCAACGACAACCACUUCGACUUCGAGUUGCCGGAGAACUUCGGCAACUCGCCGGCGUCGGUCGUCGUGCUCGCCAACAUCCGCCUCCGCGGCUGCAUCCCCCAGAGCGUCGGCCGCAUGGCCGGCACGCUCAACGAGCUCGUCAUCCUAAACUCCGGCCUCCGAUCCUGCAUCCCGCAGGAGGUGGGGUGGCUCCGUGAGCUCACCGUGCUCGACCUCAGCUUCAACCAGCUCCAGGGGAUGCUGCCGGAGUCCAUGGCCGGGAUGCACAAGCUCGAGCAGCUCGACGUCGCGCACAACGAGCUGUGGGGACACAUCCCGGAGGGCAUCUGCGCGCUGCCCAGCCUCAGGAACUUCACGUACUCGUACAACUACUUCUGCACCGAGCCGCGGCGGUGCCUCGACAUCCGCCGCGUCGACGACCGCCAGAACUGCAUCGCCGGCCGGCCGGACCAGCGCCCCGGCGACCAGUGCCUCGCCUUCCUGCACCGCCCGCCGCCGCACUGCGACGAGCACGGCUGCUUCGGGCCUCCCCACCACUAGAAGCCGGCCACCGAGAGAGACCGGCGCCGGCCGGCAGCGCCGCGCCGCCGCGACUUGUAAAAUUCCGCUGGUGAUGGGAUGUGAGAGGAGGGAGACCGAAAGGGUAAAAUCGGUAAACAGAAACGACCGUAUAUAUUAUACACUGUAAUUUCUUCUUCUUCUUCUUCUUCUUCUUCUUUUCUCUUUCUUUUUCACAGGAGUGGUAUUGGAGUAUAUGUUGGGGAUUGUAGAGAGAUAUGAUAGUGCAUUGAUUUUACAGCGUUAAUUUAAUUACCAACUGACCAAUAACAAUCUCUGCAGUACUUUGUUCU
Molecule: messenger RNA, 1427 nt
Organism: Setaria italica (foxtail millet)
Lineage: Eukaryota; Viridiplantae; Streptophyta; Magnoliopsida; Poales; Poaceae
Product: leucine-rich repeat extensin-like protein 4
Exons: 1
Coding region: 1-1116 (371 amino acids)
Molecular function (GO): protein binding
Source: RefSeq, a predicted model, not a curated record